ACUUUGUUCUAAAAAAAUUUCGAGACAACACGAGCCAAUUGACAAAUGUUGAGUGUACUGAAGUUGCAGCCAUCGUCGCCGUUGUUCGACAACAAUUUCGAUCAACUAACCGCCGGGAACUUGGUUUCCGGCCGGAGGUUUAGUAUCCGAUUGCGUCAACGUCAAUUGGCAUCUCUUUCGGUUCAAUCGGAAACCGCUUCGUCGUCAUCUGAGCCGUUGGUUACCUCUAAUUUGAAUUCCACAGUUGGAUCUUCGUCGGCGCCUCAACUCUACCAGUGGACCCUCACUCAUCGCCAUAUUCAUAUCCUCAAUUUCAUUGCUUGCGCGGCUGCAAUUUCUGCAACCUGGCUGUUUUUUUCUGCAAUUCCAACUCUUCUGGCUUUUAGGCGAGCUGCAGAGUCACUAGAGAAGCUAAUGGAUGUUACUAGAGAGGAGCUUCCGGACACUAUGGCUGCAGUUCGACUCUCUGGUAUGGAGAUCAGCAAUCUAACUAUGGAGCUCAGUGACAUUGGCCAAGGAUUAACACAAGGUGUUAGAAGCUCAACUCGAGCUGUCCUAGCAGAGGAAAGAUUGCGACAGUUUUCAAGCACGCCUCAAUCAGCAACCGUGCAGGGUCUACUAGUCCCAAUGGAGACCAGGACAGCAGGACCAGCUUUAGCAAAAACGGCGAGGGACCUAAGGGAAGGGAUAGUUAAAGGUCGUCAAGUUUUACAAAUGCUUUUCACCCUCACCCGGUAUUCCAGGACAGUCUUCAAUAUCUUCAAAUCCAGGGAAAAGACAUAGAUCCAAGAAAAUCAAAUCUGCCUUAAGUUGCAUAAUUCCAAGUGCUAGGCUGUUACUAUGUUCAUAUACAUCAGACUUUUGCAUGGAUUUGGUAGUCUGAUCCAUAAUGUAGUUCAGUUAGGUCAUAUGGAAAUGAAUAAUUUUGACAUUAUUGUGCAUGAACUUUGAAACUGUUUGAAUAGUUUUUGAU
Solanum verrucosum is the source of this 973-nucleotide messenger RNA. RefSeq lists its product as uncharacterized. The record is from RefSeq and is a predicted model, not a curated record. Lineage: Eukaryota; Viridiplantae; Streptophyta; Magnoliopsida; Solanales; Solanaceae.